GGCACCAGGUCAUCUGGAUCGUCUGGCUCGACAGCGGGCAUCGGGUCACCAGGCAUGACAGCGGGCACCAGGUCAUCAGGCAUUGGAUCGUCUGGCUCGACAGAGGGCAUCGGGUCACCAGGCAUGACAGCGGGCACUGGGUCAUCAGGCAUUGGAUCGUCUGGCUCGACAGCGGGCAUCGGGUCACCAGGUAUGACAGCGGGCACUGGGUCAUCAGGCCUGAUAGGAUCAUCAGGCUGGAUCAGUUCAUCAGGCUGGGUACAGACAUCAGGCUGAAGUGCGGGUGCCAAGGCACCAGGCUGAACCACGGAAGGCAGGUUCUCAGAC
Staurois parvus is the source of this 327-nucleotide messenger RNA. Lineage: Eukaryota; Metazoa; Chordata; Amphibia; Anura; Ranidae. The record is from the annotation of a GenBank genome assembly.